Oncorhynchus keta (chum salmon) is the source of this 6842-nucleotide messenger RNA. Its product is annotated as ephrin type-A receptor 6-like. Gene Ontology annotation, cellular component: plasma membrane; neuron projection. Gene Ontology annotation, molecular function: protein binding; ATP binding; transmembrane-ephrin receptor activity. The record is from RefSeq and is a predicted model, not a curated record. Gene Ontology annotation, biological process: protein phosphorylation; cell surface receptor protein tyrosine kinase signaling pathway; axon guidance. Lineage: Eukaryota; Metazoa; Chordata; Actinopteri; Salmoniformes; Salmonidae. The transcript has 18 exons. The coding region runs from base 1913 to 4876 and encodes 987 amino acids.
GUGUUGGACUAGUCACCGAAAGGUUCCAAGUUCAAAUCCCAAGCUGACAAGGUACAAAUCUGUUGUUCUGCCCCUGAACAGGCAGUUAACCCACUGUUCCUAGGCAUCAUUGAAAGUAAGAAUUUGUUCUUAACUGACUUCAUUAGUUAAAUAAUGGGGGAAAAAAGGAUAAUCCUAUUUAGUUUUGGGGGGUAUUUUACCAUUUUCUCCACAAUGUCAAUCUUGUCUCAUCGCUGCAACUUCCAGAAAGGGUCAGGAGAAGGUCGAGUCUUGCGUUCUCCGAAGCAUGACCCACCAAACCGCGUUUCUUAACACCUGCCUGCUUAACCCAGAAACCAGCUGCACCACUGUGUCGGAGGAAAAACAUUCAACGGACAAAGGAAGUCAGCCAAAUGAUUUGUGUGGCGAUUGGAUAAGCUGGCAUUGUGCUGUCACGCCACUUCCUUGAUAGCUGUCGUCCUGGACCUACAAAUGCCUUGACCUUUAUCGAUCAAUUGUAUUGGUGGAGCUUUGCAUAGUACAUUCUGUUGUUGUAAUGUAGGCUUAAUCCCAAGUCCUCAGUGACAGGGAUGGUCAUUGGCUAGAGCAGACAAUGUGUCUGAAUGCCUUUGAGCUGAGUGGUUUUGACUGAUAUUGUUUCUGGUUGGCUUAGAGUUGACUGAUUCUGACUGAUGUCCCUUGGACUGAUUGACUGGCAUCAUGUCAGGAGGGAGUGUUGCUUUGUUUAACCCCACAAGGUGAGGUGCAGUUUGGUUACUCACUCCAUGAAGCGUCCAUUGGGAUGGGAUGAAGCCCUUCUGUACUCCUGGCUGACAUUGUUCCAUGUUUUCCAAAUGAACUAUUUCAAUUAUAAACUUGAAUUCAGCUUUACAGUAUAUUUACUGUAGGCCUACAUGAAAGUAACAUAAUAAUGUGAAAAUGAAUGCCCUGCCUGACCUUCAAAAUGUAUUUUCUAAAUAUAAAAAAGGUAUAGGCCUAGGUAAGCAUAGCUAAUCUCGUUUAAAAUGGAGGCAAAUAUAUUAAUUUGCAAUUUACGCUAUGCAUCACAUUAUGUUACAUUUCCUCCCACACAGAUCAUUUGCAAUCCAAAUCUACCUGAAAUAUAGGUAACAACAUUGGUCAUCAAUAACCUGCAGAAAUAUUGAUGUCCGGCUGGAAGAGGCACACACAUACACGAACACGCACACACAUAGACUUUGCUGGCUGCCAUGCACACUGCCGUUGUGUUGUCAGCUAACACCCUCUAGCGCCGGGCGCCCUGCACAGAUGCGCUCUGUCUCGCCGUUCUGUAGCUGUACUCUGUCGUAAACGGGAGUUGUACAGUUCUCUGCUGCAGCAGUCAGUCCAGGCUUGCAUCGAACCGGCGACAGCGGCACUACGCUCGCUCAGAACAACCAAACAACUGAUACCGCGCCACUUGGAGUUUGGAACUGUAUGUCACGAAUCGCAUCCUGGCGUCUUCCAUUUCCCGCGUGAAGGAAUCACGAAUACACUUAGCUGAAACCAGGGGGAAAUAAAAUAGUGCACACGAGGAGGAACGUUUGAUUAGAUUUGUUGUCAAAACAGUGAAAUACAGGAAAGUCCGAUACGGAGCGCAACGAAUUGUGUCUUUGAGCAUCGCUCUAGAAAUGCGUUCGCUGCAGGUAAAUGUCGUCUUGAUGUUUGUUUUUGCCGCGGUGUGAACUUCACCAACCUUCCUAAGCUCUCCGCCGGAUCAUGCGAUGGAUCUCCUCCAGUAGCCUACAUCUGUCUGUCAGCUCUCUCCAGCGGGGACUGGAUGUGAGGAGGGUCCGGGGAGAGGAGAGACACCCACGGCUCCACUUGGGAUCUAAAGGCGCUGUGUGACCAGGUUUCUUCUUCUGGAUAGUCUCCUGCUCGGCGCGGUGCUGGGCAGCCUGUGGAUGGUACAGAAAUGACUUUAGGAGAAAAACUCUGCCUCGUUUUCCUAUUUUUUCGGAUUUUCUUCACUCCUACCAGCCACAGCAAUCAAGUGGUACUGCUGGACACCACCUCUGUUUUGGGAGAGCUGGGAUGGAAUACCUAUCCCAUGAAUGGGUGGGAUGCUAUAACAGAGAUGGAUGAACACAACCGUCCCAUCCAUACCUUCCAGGUGUGUCACGUGAUGGAACCCAACCAGAACAACUGGCUACGCUCCAAUUGGAUCUUCCGCCAGGCAGCACAGAAGGUGUACGUGGAGCUGCGGUUCACUCUGAGAGACUGUAACUCCAUCCCCUGGGUAUCUGGGACCUGCAAGGAGACCUUCAACCUUUUCUACUAUGAGACAGACGAGUCCCACGGGGUCAAGUUCAAACCCGCCCAGUACACCAAGAUUGACACCAUUGCAGCCGACGAGAGCUUCACCCAGAUGGACCUGGGAGACCGCAUUCUGAAGCUCAACACUGAGGUUCGGGAAGUGGGUCCUAUCUCCAGGAAGGGUUUCUACCUGGCGUUCCAGGACAUUGGGGCGUGCAUCGCCCUGGUCUCAGUCAGGGUGUACUAUAAGAAGUGUCCCUUCACCCUGAGGAACCUGGCCUCCUUCCCUGACACCGUGCCCCGGGUCGACUCCUCCUCCCUGGUGGAAGUCAGGGGAGUGUGUGUGGAGCAUGCCGAGGAGAGGGACACUCCCAAACUGUACUGCGGCGCCGACGGUGACUGGCUGGUGCCUUUGGGGAAGUGUGUCUGUAGCCUGGGCUAUGAAGAGAUGGACGGGACAUGUCUCGCGUGUCGACCAGGCUUCUACAAGGCGUUUGCGGGGAACAUCAAGUGUUCUAAGUGUCCCCCUCACAGUUUCAGCUAUGGAGAGGGGGCUGCUGUCUGCCACUGUGAGAAGGCUUUCUACAGAGCUGAGAGAGACCCACCCACUAUGGCCUGCACACGUCCCCCCUCCCCUCCCCGUAACGUGGUCUUCAACCUUAAUGACACCUGUCUACUGUUAGAGUGGUCUCCACCCAGUGACAUGGGUGGUCGCAGGGACUUGACCUAUAACGUGCUGUGUAAACGCUGUGGCCCAGAGCCCGACCAAUGCCAGCUGUGUGGGGAGGAGCUUCGCUUCGUGCCCCGCCCCCAGGGCCUGACCAACGCCAUGGUAACAGUGAUGGACUUCUCGGCUCACGCCAACUACACCUUCGAGAUCGAGUCGCUGAACGGAGUGUCUGAGAUGAGCCACUUCCCGAGACCUGUGGCCGCCAUCACUGUCUCCACCGACCAGGGCGGUCCCUUUAUGGUGGGCGUGCUGAAGAAGGACUGGGCAUCUCAGAACAGCAUUGCCCUGUCGUGGCUGGAGCCAGAACAGACCUCCCUCCUGGUGGUCGACUAUGAGGUCAAGUACUACGAAAAGGAACAUGAGGAGUUGAGCUACUCAUCGACGCGGACCAAAGCCCCCAGUGUGGUCAUCACAGGGUUAAAGCCCUCCACCUGCUACGUCUUCAGCCUGAGAACACGCACCUCCUCUGGACACAGCGCCUACAGCCCCAAAUGCGAGUAUGAGACCACGGAUGACACAUCGGACAUGGCUUCAGACCAGGGACAAGUGUUGGUGAUCGUCACGGCAGCCGUGGGUGGCUUCACUCUCCUCAUCAUCCUCACCCUCUUCUUCCUCAUCACCGGACGGUGUCAGUGGUACAUCAAAUCCAAGAUGAGCUCAGAGGAGAAGAGGAGGACCAACUAUCAGAGUGGACAUGCUCUCCCGUUCCCGGGAGUAAAGGCCUAUGUAGAUCCAGACACCUAUGAGGAUCCUACCCAGGCUGUCCAUGAGUUUGCCAAAGAGAUUGACCCUACCCGGAUCCGUAUAGAAAGAGUUAUUGGAGCAGGUGAGUUCGGGGAGGUGUGUAGCGGUCGUCUGCGGAUACCGGGGAAGAGGGAGAUUGCCGUGGCGAUAAAGACACUGAAGGGCGGCUACGUGGAGCGCCAGAGGCGGGACUUCCUCCGAGAGGCCAGCAUCAUGGGACAGUUUGACCACCCAAACAUCAUCAGGCUGGAGGGCGUGGUCACCAAAAGCAGACCUGUGAUGAUUGUGGUGGAGUACAUGGAGAAUGGAUCUCUGGACUCUUUCCUGAGGACGCAUGAUGGCCAGUUUACAGUGAUCCAGUUGGUGGGCAUGCUGCGUGGCAUUGCGUCAGGCAUGAAGUACCUGUCUGACAUGGGCUACGUCCACAGAGACCUGGCCGCCCGCAACAUUCUGGUCAACAGCAACCUGGUGUGUAAGGUGUCUGACUUCGGCCUGUCCAGAGUCCUGGAGGACGACCCAGAGGCUGCUUACACCACCACGGGAGGUAAGAUUCCUAUCAGGUGGACAGCUCCAGAGGCCAUCUCCUACAGGAAAUUCUCAUCAGCCAGCGACGCCUGGAGCUACGGAAUCGUCAUGUGGGAAGUGAUGUCAUACGGGGAGCGGCCUUACUGGGAGAUGUCCAAUCAGGACGUGAUCCUGUCCAUAGAGGAGGGCUACCGUCUCCCUGCUCCUAUGGGCUGCCCCGUGGUUCUACACCAGCUGAUGCUACACUGCUGGCAGAAGGAGAGGAGCCAGAGGCCCAAGUUCACUGAUGUGGUCUCCUUCCUGGAUAAGCUGAUCAGGAACCCCAGCAGCCUGCUGGCCCUGGUGGAAGAUAUACAGGGUCUAGCAGAGUCCCCAGGAGAGGUGGUGGACUACCCCAUGUUCAUCUCCAUCGGGGAUUGGCUGGAUUCCAUCAAGAUGAGCCAAUACAAGAGCAGCUUUGUGGCAGCAGGAUUCAGCACACUGGACUCUGUGGCCCAGAUGAGCAUUGAAGACGUGCGGAGGACCGGGGUGGUGUUGAUUGGCCACCAGAGGAGGAUCGUCAGCAGCAUACAGACCCUCCGACUGCAGCUACUACACCAACAGGAGAAGGGCUUCCAUGUAUGAGACCUUAGAACAGACAGACGGACAGACAGCCACAGCCUGUGCCUCAGUCUUCACCCCUCAGACAGACAGACAGACAGACAGACAGACAGACAGACAGACAGACAGACAGACAGACAGACAGACAGACAGACAGACAGACAGACAGACAGACAGACAGACCGUCUCAGCCUGGAGGCCUCUCUCAGACAGACUACCACACAUUUGGACCUCAAUGCAGAACCUCCAUAAAGCCAGACUGUUUUGUACACCUGAACCUGCUCCAGCCAGAGACAGAACAGCAGAGACAGGACUCUGAGAGACACACUGCCCCUGGCUCCCCCUGGGGAAUGUAUGCCUUGUUGCAGCAUCACUACUUAUUAUACAGUAGAACUUGGGAAUGUACAUUUUCUCUCCAUGUUUUUGUGACCAUGAUGUAGCUGCUAACAGAUGAGCAAUCAAAAGGAUUGUCCUUAAAUAAUAUGAUGUGAAUUAUUUUGGAGUUUGAUAAGUAAGCGUCAUCAUAAGGUAUUCUUGUUACAUGAUUUAACCUCUCCAGAGUAUCUGGGUAUGCUAAUACUUGAAGAAAACGAAGAGACAGUUUUUGAAGUGCAGAGGAUUUCUGAAUGUUUUAAGUGUAUAGACAAUUUAUCGAUUAUAAUCCUAAACUAAUAUUUAUAUAUGUGCAGUCCUGUAUGUGAGCGCCCUAGUAAAUCUGGAUGUUAUCUCUUUAUUUACCAUUUUAUCGAAAUCAGCAAUAUAUGCAGUCGUCUCAGUAACUAAGAUAAGAGAAAUAAAUAAAUGAUACUCUCUUAUGGACCUACAGACAUUGAGAGCAGAUUGUCAGCAAACCUCAACAGACUGUGUAACAUGCUAACAUGCCAACUACACAGGGCGGUCUGGCAAUGCUAAAGACUUAUGGAAGUUGCUGGAAAACAAUGUACAAUAUGUAGUAUGAGGGGGACUCAAGGGCUGUUGGGCAUACAGUAGUUGGUUUCAUUAUGUGUUUUUUGUGGUCAAGACUCACGUGUAUUCCAAGAUAGAGAGAGACAGAGGUAUGUUCUGCAGGUUGGCAGACACAUAGAGACAGCAACACCAGUGUAAUAUCUCUUUGUCUCUAGAAGGCCCUCAACAGCAUUAUAAUAACCCAUGAGCCUCUCCAGAUCCACACUAACGUAGGUGGUUCGGUGAACCACAAAAAACAUAUGCCUGAAACUUGAAGACUUGCGUUAGCUAAUGCUUAGGCUUUAACUCGGCAGGCUAACAUAGUCUUGUGGAGCACAGACGACCCAGGUUCAAACCCAGUCGGUCACACACACACACCUACAAUAUGUUCUGGAUGUUCAGUAUGUUCUGGAGCAGGAGUGUACCUGAGGAGCCUGUACGGCAGUGGAGGCUGGUGGGAGGAGCUAUAGGAGGACGGGAUCACUGGAUUGGUAUCAAUGGAACGGUAUCAAACAUACUUGGAACCCCAUUUCACUCCAUUCCAAAAUUCCAUUCCAACCAUUACAAUGAGCCAGUCCUCCUAUAACUCCUCCAACCAGCCUUCACUGCUGUACAGAGUAGGAGGAAUUUGCCCCCAGACACUGAUCUAACAUCAGUUUAAUAUUUUACCCCCUAAUGGUUGAGGUAAGAAUUUAGGUAUGCUAAGCUGAUCCUAGAUCUGUGGUUCGGAACAACUUCUAAAUGGAGCUCACCUGUCCAGCAGCUGUUCACAGACAGAGCGUUCAGGUGUCCCUCAGAGGGGAGGACACACACACAAACACACACACUUCCCUCCUCCUGGAAGGAAAGAUUAGAUCAGGCUGUUUAGCAUGUCUUACUGUCUUGCUGAGCAACGGGAGAAUGCUCUUUUGUACAAAGUACAAGUAUACUUAUAAUUCUUGUAUUUUAUUUUUCUAUCAUUUCCAGAGAGACGUGGUAGAUCUUGCACACUGUAAGACGCAGUUUAAAGCGGAUAUUUAUUUGCAAAUAAAGAACAGUUCUGGUG